Molecule: messenger RNA, 525 nt
Organism: Chlorocebus sabaeus (green monkey)
Lineage: Eukaryota; Metazoa; Chordata; Mammalia; Primates; Cercopithecidae
Source: RefSeq, a predicted model, not a curated record
CCCUAAAACGCCACCUUCUCAGCAGACCCUCAAGAAUCGACCCAUCAGGACGCCAGAGCUGCUUCAGCAGUGACCACCUUCUCCCCCUAACACGUUCUUCCUUCUUCACAAACGGCCCAUGUCAGACGAAGGCCUGCAAGAGGCAGCCGCCUGCCCCUGGCGCUGCCCCCGGCCUCCCAGGGUUGCUCUUCAGGGGGCGGCGGCGGCGGCGGCGGCGGUGGCCCUCGGCUGGGGGCUCGGGCACCUCCCGGCCCCCACGCAACCUCCAAGGCUUGCUGCAGAUGGCCAUCACCGCGGGCCUCCUGAAGAGCCAGACCCUCCUCCAGAACCCAUGAGUGAGGAGAGGCGUCAGUGGUUGCAGGAGGCCAUGCCGCUGCCUUCCGAGGCCAGCGGGAGGAGGUGGAGCAGAUGAAGAGCUGCCUCCGAGUGCUGUCACAGCCCAUGCCCCCCACUGCUGGGGAGGCUGAGCAGGCAGCCGACCAGCAAGAGCGAGAGGGGGUUCUGGAGCUGCUGGCCGACCUGUGU